Lepisosteus oculatus (spotted gar) is the source of this 2973-nucleotide messenger RNA. It is a transcript of the gene sertad2b, whose product is annotated as SERTA domain containing 2b. Gene Ontology annotation, cellular component: nucleus. Gene Ontology annotation, molecular function: transcription regulator activity. NCBI's taxonomy places the organism in Eukaryota, Metazoa, Chordata, Actinopteri, Semionotiformes, Lepisosteidae. The record is from RefSeq and is a predicted model, not a curated record.
GCUUCCCAGCAGUGGGUGCAGGAGUCGGGCUCCUUAUUGUCACUGGCCGUGUUGUAAUACUUGCUUGGCUGUCUAGUGUUACUCUUGGAAUCCUGAUGUUGCGCAGGCAGGGCUACUGGCAGCGGCAUGAGAUUUAUAUGAGCACUUUUGCCCCCCCGGGGAUAAAGGCACAUGUAACAGACAUGAGAGACCUGGAGCUCACAGCCUGAAUCCUGGAUCUGAUUGGCUAUUUAUCCCGAGUAGGAGCGUGUGUAGCCUUGCUUGCUGUGGCUGUAGUCGCUGCUUGCUUCCAGCUGCCUAGUGUAAAACGAAAGAGGGAGGGGGGUUAGAGAGAGAUGGUGAGGGUGAGUGAAUGUGUGUGUGAGGGGCGGACCUCGCUGAGGCCAGACGCGGUGUAGUCGGCAGGCAGGCAGACGGCAGCAGCGGAGCCACAGCUUCGCUUGACGUCAUUCUUUCGGGGGGCAGCUUUCGAGCUGUUGGAAUAGGGGCAGCUCUUUUCUCGCUUUCCAUCAGUGGUCGUGCGGAUUUACCCCCCCUCGCCAUUGUGUGAAGGUCUGUGCUCGUAAGAGAACCCGGAGGUGGAAAGUGAGGGCGACAAUGUGAGGAGUUGCCGAUGCAGUUUUCUGAGUGGCAUGAAGCUAGCCCUGUUCGCCAGACGGUGACCCCGAUGCUUUAUUUAAAUUCUCAGGUGGAACUGCAUGUGCAUUGUUAACUUCUAGGAGCCUCUAAAGCAGAGGUCUAGAACACGCUUCUGCUCAUGCUGCGCAGGAUGUCAGUCGAGGAGGCUCUGUAGCUGAGUGCCAGGCCUGCUCCAGGCCUGCUCCAGGAGCUGGUCUCUCCCACCUCGGCUUCCAGCCUUUGGACCCAGGCAGCCAGCCACUGCCUGCACAGUACCGCACACAUGUGAAAUAUAUGUUGGGUAAAGGGGCAAAGCGCAAGCUGGACGAGAAUGACGAUGGACUGGAAGGCAAGGCGGUGGCGGCGGCGGGGGCGCCCGGAGGGGACGGCCCUUCCAAGGUGUCCUACACCCUGCAGAGGCAGACCAUCUUCAACAUCUCCCUCAUGAAGCUGUACAAUCACCGGGCCCUGACUGAGCCCAGCCUGGAGAAGCGGGUGCUCAUCAACAACAUGCUGCGGCGGAUCCAGGAGGAGCUCAAGCAGGAGGGCAGCCUGCGGCCGAUGUUCUUUUCCGCCUCCCAGCCGGCCGACGACGCCCUGGACGAGGGCUACCGCGAGGCGCAGCCGGCCUUCGGCGGCCUGUCCCCCCCCGCGCAGCCCUCUCUGCUCGCGAGCACCACGCCACUGGAAUCCUGCCUCACCCCGGCCUCGCUCCUGGAGGACGACGCCUCUUCCUUUUGCACAUCGUCGUCCUCGGCCGCCCACCUCCUCCCUCACCCCGACGGCCCAGCCAAGCCGCCCACGGCGGCCGUGAAGGACAGCUUCUCCUCGGCCUUGGACGAAAUCGAGGAGCUCUGUCCGACAACUACCUCCCCCGGAGCCGUGACCCCGGCCUCCCCUCUCCCCCAGCCGCCCUCCGCGUUAAACUCGAAAGAUGGCGGCAAGGUGUGUAGCCAAAAGUUUGAAGGACUGACCGCGCAGCAGGAGAGCAAAGUGGCAGCAGCAGCCGAAUCCAGACUGAUGGACUCCCUUCCCUCCAGUAACCUGGAGAUCACGACUUCCACGGGUUUCCUCACAGACCUGGCCCUGGAUGACAUCCUCUUUGCCGAUAUCGACACCUCGAUGUACGAUUUCGACCCUUGCACGUCUGCCACGGGAACCACCUCCAAAAUUGCUCCGGUAACUGCCGACGACCUCCUCAAGACCUUAUCUCCAUACAACAACCAACCGGUAACCCCAAAUCAGCCUUUUAAAAUGGACCUGACGGAACUGGACCACAUCAUGGAAGUGCUUGUGGGCUCCUGAUCGACAGGAAAAUAAAAUCAAAGAAACUUUCUACAGGAACCCCUUACUUUUUUUUGUACAGUUUUAUAUACUGGUAAUAAUGACAACACCCAGUACUUCACAACACUGUGCAUGCAUCUUUGCUUGCCUUUCCAAGAAAAAGAAGAAAUUAAGGAUCACACUAGGCUUCUAGCAGAGUUUGAGUGCCUUCAUCUGUGUAUGACCACUUUGUAAAUUCCGGUUCUGUUAUUUGUCUUUAUUUUUUAAGAAAAGUCAUCUAAAAAGACAUGACUACCUACAGAAGACUUGAUAACUCCCACAAACAGUUUUAUUCUGGUGCAAAGAAUGAACUUCAAAUGCUAAGCACAAGGAGUAUAUACAACAAAGGAUUGUGUUGCAUGUGCAUUGUUUUUUUUUUACUGUUGAGCAAUGUUUAUCAAGGCAAGUGUUAUUUAAUCUUUCUUUUUCUCCGACCUGUUUCAUUGCCCUGUUUUGAUUCAGUUCUGUCACCUCUGGCAUUAACUAAACUGACUGUUGCAUAACAUGGCUGUUUAAAACUGCUGCCCAAAAUUAUUUUAUAUUUUUAUACUGAUUCUGCAAUCGAAUGGUAUUGUUUUCUAAAAGACCUACAAAAGUUUUUACUCGUAAAAAAGUAGCUAUUUUGAUAGGACAUGCUCACUGAUCUCCUAGGAUUUCAAAUGUACAACACUGGCUUGUACUUUUAUAACAAUAUUGUGACAUUCUAUAUGUGAAUACUUCAAAAUACUGGAGCAAAUUAAUUUGCAUUAGAACUUCACUGGGUGCAAAUGUACUUUCAGCAAUGUCUGCGGGGUUUCAGUCAAAUAUUCAUGUGUAUUUUCAAAGGUUGAACUAAAACGUCACCAUCGAUUUUGUGCUUCUCUCUCCUGGCAAUAAAUUUUCUCACAAACCGCUCACUGUGACAAAUGUUGGUCAAACACAUGAAACUUUAGUCUCCAGAGCCAUUAAAUUAAGAUGUCAAGGAUUGAAUAUUUUAAAAAAUGUGUAUAAAUAUAUACAAUGUAUAUGUAACCAUUAUGUAUGUAAAUGUAU